AUGUGUUUAUUUAUCAUGUCAAGAGGCAACCGCAUGCCCCAGCCGGAGGGUGUGGACAGUUGGGAAAAAGCGCAGAGUUUUGACGUCAUGAGUUUUUCAUACCGAGUAAUGGCUGGUAAAUGUUUUUUGAAACGUGGUGUAUGUGUUAGGGGAGAGGGCAUCGACUAA
Molecule: messenger RNA, 168 nt
Organism: Chondrus crispus (carragheen)
Lineage: Eukaryota; Rhodophyta; Florideophyceae; Gigartinales; Gigartinaceae
Exons: 1
Coding region: 1-168 (55 amino acids)
Source: RefSeq, a predicted model, not a curated record